This is a messenger RNA of Neurospora tetrasperma FGSC 2508, 165 nucleotides long. RefSeq lists its product as uncharacterized. Bases 1 to 165 code for a protein of 54 amino acids. NCBI's taxonomy places the organism in Eukaryota, Fungi, Ascomycota, Sordariomycetes, Sordariales, Sordariaceae. The record is from RefSeq and is a predicted model, not a curated record. The transcript has 3 exons.
AUGUAUACCUUUGCGAAUUCGAGAAGCAGUCAUAUCCGCGCCGCAACCCCCUUCCCCGACCUGCCGUAUCGAGAAACCAGGACCGACAGAGUUAUCAACUAUGAGAAUGAGCUGCUACUGAUGGCUCCUUUGCAGCAGCAACAACAGCAACAAGGCCGCCGAUGA